Leucoraja erinaceus (little skate) is the source of this 2189-nucleotide messenger RNA. RefSeq names its product outer dynein arm docking complex subunit 4 (gene odad4). The record is from RefSeq and is a predicted model, not a curated record. NCBI's taxonomy places the organism in Eukaryota, Metazoa, Chordata, Chondrichthyes, Rajiformes, Rajidae. Gene Ontology annotation, molecular function: protein binding. Gene Ontology annotation, cellular component: cytoplasm.
CUUCCUCCCUCCCUCCCUCCGCUCCGCUGGAACUGCCCCCCGCGUCCUGUGGUUAAGGGGUUGCUAGGCGACACCCUGGUUACACUGCAAACAUCCUGUGUCCACGGGAGGAGCGGGGAGAGCGGUGCCGGGAUCAUGGCUGACGAUGAAGAAGAGAUUCUGGCCGGCCCUGUGUGCUCUUACCUGACCUACAAGUCGGAGGGAGACCGGCUUUACAUGCGGGGCGAGUACGAGAAAGCCAUCCAGAGCUAUACCCAUGCUCUUCAGCAAGAAUCCAGGAACAAGAACUGUCUAGUUGCUCGCUCACGAUGUCACCUGAUAAUGGGGAACACCACCGCUGCUCUCCAAGAUGCUGAGGCCUCCCAGAUGGGGCGUAAGGACUUCUACAGGGGUGUUUUACCGAAAGCUGAAGUUACCUGUAUGCGAAAUCCUGGUGAGUUUGAACCUUGCGUUGACCUUUUCUAUUCAUCUUCUGAGGCCAGAAGCAAGCUCCGUCCGGAUGAUCAUGGAAUCCAGAAGGCCCGGGAGGCCAUCGACAACUCCGUGGGGAGCCCUUCCUCAGUCAGGCUGGAAACUAAAGGUGACCUGUCCUUCUUUUACAGACGGGAGGAGAAACCGGUCCCAAAAACCAAAUCUCAACUGCGGCGCCAGAAACUAAACCUGAAGCAGCAGCAGCAAAAGAAGCAGGAGCAGGAGGAACCCAAGACCAACAAGACGGUGAAAGUGCUGCUGGGGGAGCUGUACGGAGACAAGGAAUACCUGGAGAAACUGCUGCAGGACAAGGAGCUGGUGAGGACAAACACGGAUUCCGGAGGAACGAUCCAGGACAUGAUAAUGAGCGGGAUCUCCUUCCUCGACACGCGCACCGAGUUCUGGAGGCAGCAGAAGCCCAUCUUCGCCAGAGAGCGCGAGCAGAGGCUGAAGGAACACAGCUGGAAAAGCAACCGGGAGACCGAGGAAACAGUCUUCAUCCUCAAGCGAAUGCUGGAUAUCGAUGUCUUGUUUGCUGACGGGCUGGCGGAGGAGUGCAAGACGAUGGCGCUGGAGCUGGUGACCACGUUGAGAGGGUGGUCGGAGAGAGAGGUCCCCAACAAGAUGGAGUUCCUCGCCCACCUCUACAGCACCAUCGGCAAUGCCCAUGUGGAGCUGGACGACGUGGAAGGGGCCCUGAAGAGCUACGAGAAGGACCUGCACAUCUCCAGGAAGUAUGAUAGCAAACUCGGAAAAUCACGAGCCCUGGACAACAUUGGCAGGAUCUACGCCAGGACUGGCCAGUUUGAAAAGGCCGCAGAGGUUUGGAUAGAGAAGGAGCCUCUCGCCAAAUCCAACUUGGAGCGCACUUGGCUGUUUCAUGAGAUUGGACGCAGUUACCUGGAGCUCGACAACAACGAAGGGGCUCGGGACUAUGGGCUCAAGUCCCUGGCAUCAGCGGAGAAAGCCGGGGAUGAAGAGUGGAAAAUGAAUGCCAAUGUGCUGGUGGCACAGGCUGAAUUUAAACUCAGCAAUCUUCAGACUGCAGUGACAUUCUUUGAAAAGGCCUUGGACAAAGCCACUCUACUGAAUGACGAGGCAGCUCGAGACGCCAUCACUAACGCUCUGCGCAACAUCCAUCUGGAGAUGGAGAUGGAGAAGAGGGCCAAGGAGGAGGAGUUGGAACUGCUGCGUGAGAAGCAGAGGGCCGGCAUGAGGGAUGUGCCAAAGGUGCGAAAUGAUGAUACAGAUGCUGCUGAAUUGAAAAAGACAUCGCCAGAGGAAGAGACUGCAGCAGAAGUGGCGGGAAAAGACCAGGCGGAGGCUGAGGAAGCAGAGGCAGUGGAAGAAGAGGUAGUGGAGGAAGAGACGGAAAAAGCAGCAGAGGAAGAGGAGGAGGAGGAGGAAGCAGAAGAUGCUGAGAAGGAUGAAGAUAAGGAAGAAGAUGCUGAGGAAGAUGCUGAAGAUACUGAAGAAGAAGUGGGUCAAGGAGCGAGAACGGACGCCACUGAGGGGCUAAAGGAGGUGUUAAACGUCUAGAAUAACCCUACCUCUAAUCUGAUAAAAGUCAACAAACCCAACCCCCAUCAGCUCCAUUUUGCUUUGAUUUAAUUAUUCUCUUGUUAAUUGCUCAAGUCUGGUCUAGUAAACAGAGAGUAGAUUUUAUGGAUAUAAAUAAACUUGUUUCUUCUACUUAAUUGCAUUCCCAUUGGGCUCUG